GUGAUCAGUAGAGGUGAUCAAUAGAGGUGAUCAUGGGGAUCAAGGUUCAGCGCACUCGGUGUUUCCUUGACAUUGGAAUAAGUAAUGUGCUCGUCGGCAGGGUUGUGGUGGAAUUGUUUUCAGACAUCUGUCCCAAAACCUGUGAAAACUUCAGAUGCCUCUGCACAGGUGAAAAGGGCAUUGGCAAAGGAACCCAGAAACCGCUGCACUACAAAGGAUGUCUGUUCCAUCGAAUUGUAAAAGACUUCAUGAUUCAAGGAGGAGACUUCAGUGAAGGCAACGGAAGAGGAGGCGAAUCCAUCUAUGGAGGCUUUUUUGAAGAUGAAAGCUUUGCUGUUAAACACAACAAGGAGUACCUGCUGUCUAUGGCCAAUAGGGGCAAAGAUACAAAUGGAUCACAGUUUUUUAUAACAACAAAACCCUCGCCACAUCUGGAUGGUGUCCAUGUGGUAUUUGGUCAUGUGAUCUCUGGCCAAGAGGUUGUCCAAACCAUGGAGAACCAGAAAACAGAUCCUAAUAGCAGACCGUAUGCCGAGGUGAAAGUUUUGAACUGUGGAGAGCUCGUCCCUAAAUCUAAAGCAAAGAAAGAUGCAAAAAAGAAAGAGCGAGCCUCUUCCAGUUCCAGCAGUAGCUCCAGCGACUCUGAGAGCUCAUCACAAUCCUCCUCUGAUUCUGAAGAGUCCGAGAAAGAAUCUAAGAAAAAGAAAAAGAAGGCAAAAAAGCUCAAAAAGAAACAGAAGAAGGACAAGAAAAGUUCAGAGGCUGAAAGUGCUGAAGAGAAGGAACAAGAAGAGUUGGUUACAUCUACUGUACGUCCGGAAGAAAUUCCACCUAUCCCAGAGAAUCGAUUCCUCAUGAGGAGGAGCCCCCAGGCGGUCCAGAAGUCAAAAGAGGAGCCUGAAAAGGAUCAACGGAAUAAAGAGGAAAGGCCGAGAGAAAGUACUGUCACAACAUAUAAUUCUCAGUCAGCCUAUCACAGAAGGCUGGUGAUGACACGAUCUGGGAGGAAGAUAAAAGGCAGGGGUCCAAGGCGGUAUCGGACUCCGUCACGCUCCCGUUCGAGGUCCAGAGACCGCUUUCGACGCAGUGAAACCCCUCCACACUGGCGUCAGGAGAUGCACCGUCAGAGGAUGAGGGCGGUAACUGGAGAGCGCUGGAUUAAGGGUGACAGAGGUGACAUGAAUGAGGCCAAGGAAGAGGCUGCAAAAACUCCAAGAAGAGAGAGACGGACCUCCAACGCAAAGCAUGAACACGCGUCUGAGGGUAAAAAAGACAAGAAAACUCGGUCACAUAGAUCCAAAAGCAAAGAAGAGGACACCGUUGAGAAGGAUGAGAAGCAAAGCAAACACAAGGCAAAGAAAAGGGAUAAAUCUCAAAGCCGCAGUAAGAGCAGGGAAAAGAGUAGGAGGUCAAAAAGCAGAGAGAAGGCUCAGAAGCACAAAAGUGACGACAGAAAAGGUCGCUCAAGGAGCAAAGACCGAAGCGCUAGUAAGAAAGAAAAGGAGUCAGAAUCUAGUAACAGUAAAGAUAGAAAUAAAGGCCACGAGUCUGAUAAAAAGCAUAAAGAGGACACCAAAGGAAGAAAUGGUGAGAGAACUAGGACGAAGUCACGAAGCAAGGAAAGAACGACAACAAAAGAUGGGUACAGAUCUAGUAGCAGGAACAGGGAUAGGAGUAGACCUGAAGGGUCGAAAGACAAAGAAGAAAAACGAGACAAAGACAGAGAGCGGGGCAGAGAACGGAGCAGGAGUCAGGAAAGACGACACAACAGUGACAGGGAGAAUAAGAAGCGAGGAACGUCCAGGGAUAAGGAACAUAGAACAAGAAGUCCAGACAGAAACAAGCCUAGAGACUCGCACAGAAGCAGGCGCUCCAGAAGCAAGAGUAACAAGAGAGACCAUAGCAAAGACCGGUCAUCUCAUAGAAAGGACAAAGACAGAGAAGCUGCCAACCACAGGAGGAGACGUAGCAGCAGCUCCGAGAGUGAUAGAGACGAGAAAAGGAAGAGCCAAAAGAGCCCAGAUUCCAAACGGAGCAGAGCAAAAAGUACCUCCAAAUCCAAAGACCGAAGAAGUCCGGCUAAACCGAGACCAGAUAGUACGAAGGGCAAAGACAGAAACGACAGCAAGAGGAAUAAAUCGAGCUCUAGCUCAAGCUCCGACAGCGACUGAGCCCGUGAUGAUAUCGUAAAGAAAUAGAUUUGGGGAGGGGGGGGAAGAGUUCCUAUUUUAUACCGCCUACACAUGUAGUAUGCAACACCAGCUUUCCAUCUAGAGUGGGACUUGUUCACAUUCCUCAUUCAGUGCAAAAAAAAAAAAAAAAACACUCCCAGGUUCAGCCAAAACUAACAUGAUCCAAAAGUCUGUCAAAGCGAAUUCCCAAAGCUGUUAAGAACUGACUGAUUGCAUAAGAAGCCAUGCUUGAAGAUAGAAGCCGUUGUAAAGGCAGACUGCGGCGUCCUUUUGAGCUUUUGGCACUGAAUAGGUGUAGAUUCGUCCCCCGUUAAGUGCAUUACACUGUCGAUGGGUAGCUGAAGCUGCAUGGCCAGUUUAGAGAAAAUGGAUUUGUGACUGCAAAAAGCAACUUAGCAGCGAGUAUAAACGUACCAGGUUUUCUUUAUAAUUGUACUUUACCAGAGGAAGUCCGUUUUUCUUUUUUUAAAUUGUGGAUUCUUUGGUAAAUUAUAUUUUGGGUUUACAAUAGCUACAAUUUCAAACUGUUUAUAACAAGCAGAUUCAAGGUUUCACUGUAACAGAGAUCUUUUAAAUGUCUUUGUUGCCCCCUUUAAUGUUAUUUAACAGUCGCUGAAGGGGAUAAGGACUGUCUGAUGUUUACCUGUCCAUUUUAUUUUUUUACUGCAUCAAUCAAUUUGAAAGCACUCAAUUUCUUGCAUGCUUAUCCCUGUCAUUGUUAGAUGAAAUAUGUACAUUUGUACAUCCACCACCUUUUACUGUAAUCUUANNUGUUUUUGUUUUUUUAUGAAAAAAAAGUUAAUGUCUUACUGUAAGUACAAUAUAAAAUCAAUUUGUAUAAAUUGUGAUUUGUGCAAGUUGGUUUUAAGAAGUCGACUGCAGUGAAGAAUGAAUUAAAAAGGCUCAACUUUGAUUUUAAUAAAUUGUUUAAUAUUCUGUAAA
Molecule: messenger RNA, 3134 nt
Organism: Morone saxatilis (striped sea-bass)
Lineage: Eukaryota; Metazoa; Chordata; Actinopteri; Moronidae
Gene: ppig
Product: peptidylprolyl isomerase G (cyclophilin G)
Biological process (GO): protein peptidyl-prolyl isomerization; protein folding
Cellular component (GO): nucleus
Molecular function (GO): peptidyl-prolyl cis-trans isomerase activity
Source: RefSeq, a predicted model, not a curated record